Salpingoeca rosetta is the source of this 1680-nucleotide messenger RNA. RefSeq lists its product as uncharacterized. The coding region runs from base 1 to 1680 and encodes 559 amino acids. The transcript is spliced from 3 exons. The record is from RefSeq and is a predicted model, not a curated record. NCBI's taxonomy places the organism in Eukaryota, Choanoflagellata, Craspedida, Salpingoecidae.
AUGGAGGAGGACAGUGACGACUUGUUCGCGGAUGUGGUGCUGUCGCCCAAGGACCACGAUGAGGAGGAGAAGAGGAAGCGACGGGCUGCCGAUAGCAGCAGCAGCAAAGGGAAGAAGGCAACAGUUGCCAAAGGUGUUGUUGGCGACGAUGAGCGAAAUACGGACAACGCGUGGGUGGAGACAACGGUGCUGAACGCGCACGGGAACGGCAGCGUGCUCAACGUGUUUCCGCCAACGUUCACACUGCAAUGGGGCGGUACGUCGCUCAAGUUUCGGUGGCUGCCAAUCCACCGCGCGCUGGCGUGCCGUCACCACGUGCUGAAGGAGGCGGCGGUGGCCGUUUGCCAGCAGCGGUCGUCACACAUCCCAGAUGCCGUUGACAGCACGCAUCUCACGUACUCGCUGCUCACGCACGACAUUCACACCCCGCUGAGGGACGUGCAUUCGCCGGCGCUUGUUGGACACGUGGAUGUGCAGAGCGUCACGUACAGUGGCAGUGUGUCCCCCACAGCGCCAGCCACCACAACUGUCGCAUUGUCGACCGCAGCAGCAGAGACAAGCGAUGCAGCACACACGUCACCACCACCACCACCACCACGAACAACACCAGCAACAGCAGCACAAGAAACAGCAACAGCAGCACAAGAAACAACAACAACAACGACAACAGGAACAGACAAGCUGGUGCGGACUGGCAGCAGCAGCGGCGACGGUAGUGGCGGUGAUGAUGAUGGUGCUUUGGAGCGUGGUCGUGCAGUUGCUGAACACACAGAAAGGAGCCUCACAUUGUCGUCGUCACUUCAGCGGCGUGAUGUGGAUGGCGCACGCAAGGGGAAGACAGGGGCUGACAGCGAGUUGGCAGAUGUGUUGGCCAAGCGGCUGCAUAUCUGCGAUGAGGAGGGAGAGCUGCGUGUUGGCGCUGGUGGUGGUGGGCAGCUUAAUCGCGCAAACGCAGCGGAGAGACAGGGGGCAGCGAGGAGCGCACAGCAGCCACAACAACAACAACAACAACAACAACAACAACAACAACAACAACAACAACAACAACAACAACAACAACAACAACGACAACAACAACAACAACAACAACAACAACAACAACAACAACAACAACAACAACAACAACAACAACGACAACAACAACAACAACAACAACCACAGCAACAACAACAACCACAGCAACAGCAACAUGGUAUUGAUGUCAAUGUUGCUUCGAUGCCAUUGUGGAAGCAAGAGUUGAUGGAGCGACGAAGAAACCGCUCGGCCACAAUCACGGGCGGAACACCAGAGCGGGCACGCCCACAGCACCAUGACGGCAGCAACAGUAACAGUAACAGCAGUGGCGAUGCGCGCGGAAGUGCACACGAAGAGCCGUCGUGGUUGGUCGAGCUGAGGCGACGAAGGCAGAAGCACUCUGAAUUGCACAUUCAGGCACCACCUUCACCCUCGCCCACACCAUCUCAGCAGCAACAGCAUCUGCAGCCGCAGCAGCAUCUGCAGCCACAACGUUCGGACGGUGCCGCGUCACACAGCAAGCGCGGUGGUGGUGAUGAUGGCAAUGUGCAUGGUGAACACGGUGAUGGUGGUGGUGAUGAUGAUGCGAGGGAGAUGCAGGCGCGUGUGAUUCGACGCGGGAGUGUAUGUGAUCGAUUACAGAUGUGGGAGCACGCGUUUGAUUGA